AGCAGCCAAUAAAGGCCCACCGAGACUCAGAGGGAGAGAAUGCAAUCAACUUUUCUUUUCUCUUUCUCAGUUUUCCGCUGCUAUUCCACCACUACCACUUCAAAGACGGCAAUUUGAUGGUUCAGAAAAAGACUCUCAAAGGAGGCGUGAAUUACAAGGGGUUGGUGUGAAGAGGCUUUUAGUUAGGAAGAGAAUUUAAAAAAUUGGGAAUUGUAAUCGUGUAAAAAGCAAGGAAAUGGGAUCUGAAGGGCUAAAAGCUGUUGUGAUUCAUGUAACUGGGUUCAAGAAGUUUCAAGGUGUUCCUGAAAAUCCUACAGAGACUAUAGUUUGUAAUCUGAAGGAUUUUGUUGAAAAGAGAGGUUUGCCUGCUGGUGUUACUCUUGGGAGUUGCACUCUUCUUGAAACUGCUGGAGAUGGUGCACUUUCCACGCUUUACAAGACCUUGGAGUCGGGCAUCCCGAGCAGCAAUGCCAAUGAACAAGUUGUAUGGCUUCACUUUGGAGUGAAUAGUGGAGCAGUAAAAUUUGCCAUUGAGAAGCAAGCACUAAAUGAAGCUACUUUCCGCUGCCCGGAUGAGCUAGGAUGGCAACCUCAGCAUCUGCCAAUAGUCCCUGAGGAUGGAGGAACUUCUCAUACAAGAAAGACUAGUUGCUCCAUUGAGGCAAUCCUGAAGUUCUUGAAAAACAAAGACUACGAUGUAACAAUAUCCGACGAUGCCGGAAGAUUUGUGUGCAAUUAUGUGUAUUAUCACUCCCUCCGGUUUGCAGAACAGAAGGGUCAUAAAUCUCUUUUUGUCCAUGUUCCUCUGUUUUCAAGAGUUGAUGAAGCAACACAGAUGAAAUUUGCAGCUUCCCUUUUGGAGGCCAUUGCUGGCACCUGUUAAAUGUUACUUAUCAAAGUGUAUGGAUUUCAUGUUUUAUCUGUCAUCUGCUGUGAAAUGUAAAUAUAUUGUGACAAUACCAAUUUAAUUGUGAAAAAAAAAAAAGAAAAAAGAAAAAAAAAACUAUAUGAACUUGUGGAUUGUUGUUUGUUUUUGGCCUGGGAAUUGGAUUUGUUGUUGCUUUAAAAAUGUGGUCGAUGUAUCUAUCUUAUGAUGGUUAGCUUGUUGCAAUAUCUUCUUUCUUUAUAUUUCAUAUAUAUGUAUUUUUUUCGUA
Ziziphus jujuba (common jujube) is the source of this 1154-nucleotide messenger RNA. RefSeq lists its product as uncharacterized. The record is from RefSeq and is a predicted model, not a curated record. NCBI's taxonomy places the organism in Eukaryota, Viridiplantae, Streptophyta, Magnoliopsida, Rosales, Rhamnaceae. The transcript has 5 exons. The coding region runs from base 236 to 883 and encodes 215 amino acids. Gene Ontology annotation, cellular component: cytosol. Gene Ontology annotation, biological process: proteolysis. Gene Ontology annotation, molecular function: pyroglutamyl-peptidase activity.